This is a messenger RNA of Salarias fasciatus (jewelled blenny), 3099 nucleotides long. RefSeq names its product protein NLRC3-like. The transcript is spliced from 9 exons. The record is from RefSeq and is a predicted model, not a curated record. Bases 16 to 2748 code for a protein of 910 amino acids. Lineage: Eukaryota; Metazoa; Chordata; Actinopteri; Blenniiformes; Blenniidae.
CCCAGCUGUGUGUCCAUGAAGAAUGAUCAGUCCCAAGACGUCGAUACAAAUUUCAGAGGAUCUCCUUCCUCAGAGUCUCAGAUGAGUCAACAGAAAACUUCAGACCCUCCUGGUCCUGGAUCAGGAGCAGCAGCUGGACUUGAACCUGAACCUGGACCUGGACCUGGACCUGGACCUGGACCUGAACCUGGACCUGAACCUGAACCUGGACCUGGACCUGGACCCAGCCUUCCCUCCACAAAGAGCGUUUGGUCUCCCACGGGGCAGGACAGGAUGAAUCCAGGAUCUGAACCCAGCAGUGUGUCCAUGAGGAGUGACCAGUCCAAUGACAGAUACAUUCAUUUCAGAGAAUCUCUUCCCUCAGAGUCUCAGAUGAAUCCAGGAUCUGAACCCAGCAGUGUGUCCAUGAGGAGUGACCGGUCCAAAGGCAAAUACGUUAAUUUCAGAGGAUCUCCUUCCUCAGAGUCUCACGUCAGCCAGCAGAGCUCCCAGGUUCUCCAUGGAGGCUCCGCCCCUCAGCAUCAAACACAUCUGGACUCCAUCUUUAUGAUGCUGGAGGACAACAUGGUGACUUUCAUGAGGAAGGAGCUGAAAAAGAUGAAGACGCUCCUGAGUCCAGAUUACCCAGCAUGCUCAGAGAGUGAGAGGGAGGAUGAGGAUGAAGAGCAGAGGAGCAGCAGAGAGUCAUUUCUGAGGAUCACACUGGACUUCCUGAGGAGGAUGAAGCAGGAGGAGCUGGCUCAGCGUCUGUGGAGCAGGACCUCUGCUAGAGUCUACCAACAAAAGCUGAAAUGUGAUCUGAAGAAGACGUUCCAGCAUGUCUUAGAGGGAGUCGCUAAACAAGGAAAGCCGACCCUCCUGAACCAGAUCUACACAGAGCUCCACAUCACAGAGGGAGGGGCUGCAGAGGUCAAUCAGGAACAUGAGGUCAGACAGAUUGAAGCAGCAUCCAGGACAGCAAACAGAGCAGAAACAAGCAUCAGACCAGGAGACAUCUUUAAAGCCCCACCUGGAAGAUCUCAACCAAUCAGAACAGUGCUGACAAAGGGAGUGGCUGGCAUUGGGAAAACAGUCCUGACACAGAAGUUCACUCUGGACUGGGCUGAAGACAAAGACAACCAGGACGUCCACUUCAUAUUUCCAUUCACCUUCAGAGAGCUGAAUGUAGUGAAGGAGGAGAAGUUCAGCUUGGUGGGACUUGUUCAUCACUUCUUCAGUGAAACAGAAGAAGCAGGAAUCAGCAGCUUUGAAGAAUUCCAGGUGAUCUUCAUCUUUGAUGGUCUGGAUGAGUGUCGACUCCCUCUGGACUUUCAGAAGGCUGAUUUCCUGACUGACAUUAGAAAGUCCACCUCAGUGGAUGUUCUGCUAACAAGCCUCAUCAGGGGGAAACUGCUUCCCUCUGCUCACAUCUGGAUCACCACACGACCUGCAGCAGCCAAUCAGAUCCCUGCUGACUGUGUGGACAUGGUGACAGAGGUCCGAGGGUUCACUGACCCCCAGAAGGAGGAGUACUUCAGGAGGAGGUUCAGAGAGGAGGAGCAGGCCAGCAGGAUCAUCUCCCACAUCAAGACCUCCCGAAGCCUCCACAUCAUGUGCCACAUCCCGGUCUUCUGCUGGAUCACUGCUACAGUUCUGGAGAAGGUGUUGAAGAGCAGAGAGGGAGGAGAGCUGCCCAAGACCCUGACUCAGAUGUACAUCCACCACCUGGUGGUCCAGGCCAAAGUCAGGAAGGUCAAGUAUGAUGGAGGAGCUGCCACAGAUCCACACUGGAGUCCAGAGAGCAGGGAGAUGAUAGAGUCUCUGGGAAAACUGGCUUUUGAUCAGCUGCAGAAAGGAAACCUGAUCUUCUAUCCAUCAGACCUGACAGAGUGUGGCAUUGAUCUCACAACAGCCUCAAUGUACUCAGGAAUGUUCACACAGAUCUUUAGAGAGGAGAGCGGCCUGUACCAGGACACGGUGUUCUGCUUCAUCCAUCUGAGCCUUCAGGAGUUUCUGGCUGCUCUUCAUGUCCAUCAGACCUUCAUCAACUCUGGAAUCAACGUCCUGCAUGAACAAAAACAACCCAACAGGGGGUCAAAAAUGAUUAAGAGGAAACCUAAUCUCCACCAUCUCCAUCAGAGAGCAGUGGACGAGGCCUUGAAGAGUCCAAAUGGACACCUGGACUUGUUCCUCCGCUUCCUCCUGGGUCUUUCACUGGAGACCAAUCAGAGUCUCCUUCGAGGUCUGCUGAAACAGACACGAAGUAGCUCACAGUCCAAUCUGGAAACAGUCCAGUACAUCAAGAAGAAGCUGAGUGAGAGUCUGUCUGCAGAGAGAAGCAUCAAUCUGUUCCACUGUCUGAAUGAACUGAAUGAUGGUUCUCUGGUGGAGGAGAUCCAACAGUCCCUGAGAUCAGGAAGUCUCUCCACAGAUAGACUGUCUCCUGCUCAGUGGUCAGCUCUGGUCUUCAUCUUACUGUCAUCAGAAGAAGAUCUGAAGGAGUUUGAUCUGAAGAAAUACUCUGCUUCAGAGGAGGCUCUUCUGAAGCUGCUGCCAGUGGUCAAAGCCUCCAACAAAGCUCUGUUGAGCGGCUGUGGUCUGUCAGAGAGAAGCUGUGGAGCUCUGUCCUCAGUUCUCAGCUCUCAGUCCUCCAGUCUGACACAUCUGGACCUGAGCUACAACCGUCCAGGAGACUCAGAGGUGGAACGUCUUUGUGCUGCAGUGGAGGAUCCACACUGCUCACUGGAGACUCUCAGGGGGCGGUGCUGAAAGCACUGAAAGAUGAAUCUCAACUCAGUCAGGAGGAAUCCCAGAGACCAACCUCACUCAGAGGCCUCUGCAGAGUCCAGGACCACACCCAGUGGAUGGGGAGUGGCGGUGUUCAUGCUGUAAAACCUAGAAAAAGGUGCCGGCGUCACCCAGGAGGCAGCAGCACAUAGAGGGUCCUCCCCUCAGGGGGGGCCAAGGUGUGGACACUGCUCUGGUGGAGUGGCAGCACACACCACAUGGUAGAGGGUUUUUCACCACCUGACAAGAAUGGUGAAAGGUAUCCAUGUUCCAUUGGAAUAAGCACUGCUUGGAGAGAGCAGAGCCUCCAUCAGGACCUCCAUAACAGACCAA